Molecule: messenger RNA, 16106 nt
Organism: Salvelinus fontinalis (brook trout)
Lineage: Eukaryota; Metazoa; Chordata; Actinopteri; Salmoniformes; Salmonidae
Product: intermembrane lipid transfer protein VPS13A-like
Exons: 70
Coding region: 367-10170 (3267 amino acids)
Biological process (GO): protein retention in Golgi apparatus; protein targeting to vacuole; autophagy
Cellular component (GO): extrinsic component of membrane
Source: RefSeq, a predicted model, not a curated record
CGACAUGUCUAUGCCUGGCUGUGCCUCUGCCGUCUCUCCCUCUCUUUCUUCGCGGUGUAUUGCACCCCCAUAGCUCUGAACGAUGCGAGAGUUUGUUCUCGAAGUAGGCGACGACAAAUAGUUUCCUCCGAUGCAAAAAUACUGAACCUUAGGAGUCGAUUCAUAGUGGAAUCGAAGUUUGACAACCAGAAAUGAGAGUCGACGGGCAAGGAAUCGAUUAUUUUGGAAUCGACUCCCCACCACUACUCUACUGACGCAACCAAAUGCUUGAGAAACAGGACUAGGCGCGACAGGUAGCUAGCUAGUCAAGAGAAACUUAAUGUAAACAACUGAACAUGGUGACCGAGAGGUGAACGACACAGCAACAUGGUCUUCGAAAGCGUGGUGGUAGAUGUCCUAAACAGGUUUCUGGGGGACUACGUUGUGAACCUUGACACCUCACAACUCAAGCUCGGGAUUUGGGGAGGUGAUGCUGUGCUCAGAAAUCUUGAAAUAAAGGAAAAUGCCUUGAGUCAACUUGACAUUCCUUUUAAAGUAAGAGCCGGACAUAUAGGACGCUUGGAGCUGAAGAUUCCAUGGAAGAAUCUGUACACCCAGUCAGUGGAAGCUACACUGGAUGGAGUUUACCUGCUCAUCGUGCCCACAGCCAGUAUAAAGUAUGAUGCAGAGAAGGAGGAGAAACAGCUUCAGGAGGCUCGUCAGAGGGAGCUGCAGAGGAUCGAAGAGACCAAACAGAAAGCAGCGGAACAAGAAAACCCCGCACUUGAGAAACAAGACACCUUUGUGGAGAAACUGGUGACACAGGUGAUCAAGAACCUUCAGGUGAAGAUCUCCAACAUCCAUAUCCGCUAUGAGGAUGACGUCACCAAUCCCAAACGCCCAUUAUCAUUUGGAAUGUCUCUACAGAACCUCAGCCUUCAGACAGCAGAUGAGAACUGGAAACCUUGUCUUCUGAAUGAGAAAGCCAAGCUGUUUUUCAAGCUUGUCCAGUUGGACAAUCUCUUUGCCUACUGGAACGUGAACUCAAUGCUGUACUCCAAUCACAUGCCAGACGAGGCCCUGCGAUGCCUCCAGAACAGCAUGGAUAUCUACAGUUCCACCCCCAUGAAACACGAUUUCAUUUUUCGUCCGAUAACAGCCAAUGCGAAGCUGAGCAUGAACCCCCGGUCAGACGUAAACUUCUCUUCACCCAAGAUAGACUUGGUAGUCAAUCUGAGAGAGGUGGCCGUGGAUCUGAACAGGCCACAGUAUAUCAGCAUUCUGGAGCUCCUGGGCUCGGUGGAUAUGAUGUCACGCAACCUGCCGUACAGGAAAUACCGGCCGCAAUUCCACGUGCACACCAACGCCUACAUAUGGUGGCAGUAUGUGAUUACGGGCAUCAUGGAGGUGGACGUGAAGCCACGGCUGCACAUGUGGUCGUGGCAGCGCAUCCACCGCCACCGGCAGACAGUCAAGUGUUACAGAGCGCUCUACAAGUCCAAGAUCACCAACAAGAAGCCCACUGAGAAGCUGCUCAGGGAAUUGGAGGAGACUGAGCGGACUCUGGAUAUUUUUAACAUCACGCUGGCCAGGCAGCAAGCUGAGAUGGAGGCGAGCAAGGCGGGUCUGCGUAUCUUUCGUCCGGGGGUGAAGGUGGAGGAGGAAUCUCAGGGCUGGUUGGGCUGGAUGUGGUCUGGCUGGUCAGGAGAUGACGGCGCCAAGUCCAAGGAGGUCAAAACUGGAGCUUUUGGUGAGCUUAUGACUCCUGCCGAGAAGGCCAAACUCUACAUCGCCAUUGGCUACAGUGAGGUAGCUGUCAAUCACAACCUGCCAAAGAACUUUGAGGACAUUAAGAUACAUUUUCACAUGAAGAGGAUGUCUUUCUCAAUGAAAGACAACAAGGAUCAGAAUGAAAUCCUCAAGGUCACAGUUGAAGACCUGAAAUCCAUGCUGACCCAGAGGCCCGGAGCACAAGCCAUUAAGCUGUCGGCCCAGCUUAGUCUGUUUGAGGUGAAAGGACUGGCCAAUAAUCGUCCGGCGCCCACGCUGCUGUCGUCGAGGAAGGCUGCCACGGUAACAGGGACCCCCCUGCUUGACAUCCUGUUUGAGACCAACCCUCUGGAUGAGAGUGCUGACCAGCGGCUCCACGUCGAGUCCCAGCCUCUGGAGAUCAUCUAUGACGCUGUGACGGUGAACAGCAUGUCUGCGUUCUUCUUGCCGCCUGAUGACCUCCAGCUAGACGAGCUGACCAACGCCACUCUCAUGAAGCUGGAGCAGUUCCGAGACCGCACCUCCACAGGGCUGAUGUACGUGAUUGAGACCCAGAAGGUUCUGGAUCUGAACGUCAACCUCAUGGCCUCCUACGUGAUCGUGCCCCAAACCGGCUUCUACGACUCCACCCAGAACCUCAUGCUAUUGGACCUGGGUCACUUCAAGGUGUCUAGUCUGAGCAGAAAGGGGCUACCCCAGCUCUCUGUAGGGAGCAGGACUAUACAGGACAUCAUGUCCCAAGCCUACGACAGCUUCAACAUCAAGCUCAGCAGCCUACAGUUCCUCUACAGCAAACCAGACGGGGACUGGAGGAAAGCCCGUAAACUGAAGCAAUCGGCCCUCCACAUCCUGGAGCCUGUUGAUGUCAAGGUGGUGUUCAGCAGAGCCAUGGUGGUCACAGACUCACGCAUGCCCAAGUUUAAGCUCUUCGGGGAGAUGCCUCUCUUGUCUCUGACGAUCUCUGAUGAUAAGGUGCGGGCCGUGCUGGAGCUGAUUAACAGCAUCCCGCUGCCAGAGAGCAGGCCGGCCCCGCGCCGCACCAACACACACUCUACACCUAAGGCUCCAAAGCAGUCGUACACCCCUCAGCUAACCCCCAGGCAACCAACCAUGGCUGAACUGCGCAACUCCCUCAUAUGGGAAUCAGGCUCAGAGGAGGACCUGUUCUACGAUGCUCCCAGCUCUCCUAUAGGCGACAGUGCGUUCUUCCCCGACAACAUGCCCAGCCCCCUGCAGCGCUCCGACUCGGUCAAGAGGAGAGGUCUGGUCAAGAAAGAUCCCAAGAAGAACAUGACAGAGUUCCUCAUGACGUUUGAGAUCAACAAGCUGUCUGUUCAGCUGUGUCGUCUGUCUAGAGGCCAGGAGGUCACAGUGUUACACCUGGAUGUCGAGCGUCUCGGCACCGAGCUCAAGAUUCGCUCCUUCGACAUGACAUCUAACACCUUUCUACGUGAGAUCUGCCUAGAGUGCUCAGAGUAUAUGGAUUCAGAGGAGAAGAAAGUGCACCUGAUCACCACUCUAGACAACACAGAGGAGGACCUCCUCACAUUGGAGUACACCAAGGCUGAUAAGAACGGGCCAGAAUUCAAGUCUCAGUACAAGAACACUGAACAAUCAGUAAAGGUGAACUUCUCAUCUCUGGAUGUACACCUGCACACAGAGGCUUUGCUCAACGCCAUGAACUUCCUGAACAGCCUCCUCCCCCCGACCAAGGAGGCGGUGCCUAGCAAGGAGGAGCUGCCCACAAUCCCAGAGGAGGACGAGGGAGAGGGGGAGGAGGGAGAGGGGGAGGAGGGCGAGAAGGAGGAAUCGGCCGUGGCAAAAAGAACAUCUUCUAAGAAGUCAAAGUUUGAGGAUGUGGUGAAUUUGCACAUCAGAGCUGAUCUCAACUGUCUGAAGGUUUUCAUCCGAGGCCAGAGCCACAUGAUAGCAGAGAUCCGCAUUGAGGGCCUGGUGUCGGAGGUGCUGAUGAGGAGAAAGGCAGUGGAGGUUCUGGCCAACCUGAAGAACAUAGUCAUCCUGGACUGUGAUAAGGAGGCACUGUACAAGCAGUGUGUGUCCAUAGCUGAUAAGGAGGUGUUUGCUUUCCGUAUGGUGAACCACACGGACGCCACUGAGGGCGAUGCCUAUCUAGACAUGGGUAAAGUGGACACCAGCAUCACCCUGACGGUGGGCUGCAUCCAGGUCAUCUUCCUCAACAAGUUUGUCUCCUCUAUCCUGGCCUUCAUCAACAAUUUCCAGGCGGCCAAGGAGGCCCUGGCUGAGGUGACGGUGCAUGCAGCGGAAAAGGCAGCCACGGGGGUGAUGGAGCUGGCUGAGCGCAGCACGCGCAUCUCUCUGGAUGUAGACUUCAAAGCUCCUCUUGUCUUCCUGCCGCAGUCGUCCUCCUCCACCAACGUCACUGUGGCUGACCUCGGUAUGGUCACGGUCAAGAACUGCUUCGCCUUGGUCGACUCCCAGACGCAUGUCAAGAUCCCUCCCAUCAUCGACACCAUGACCGUGGGCCUCAGUGACCUGAAGAUGUACAGAACCACCUUUGAGAAGGGGAGAUUUCAGGGGGAGAUCCAGGUUCUGAAGCCGGUCAACCUGGACCUGUCCAUCCAGAGGAACCUGUCAGCCUCCUGGUACCACAACAUCCCUGACAUAAAGAUCACUGCCCACCUCAAACCUAUGAAUCUGAUCCUGAGUCAGGAUGACAUGACGGUGGUGUUGAGGACUCUGGGUGAGAACAUGUCAGAGACGUCAGACGCUGCUUCCCCUCGUCCUCCUCCGUCUACAGUGGACCGCUCCGACACUGCCACUACCAAAGGCUCGCAGGGCACAGGAGGUACUGGUACUAUCCCCACCAGCGGCAACAUAGUGGUAACUGCUGCAGUGGUCGAGACCCAGAAGAGCACUAAGCUGAAGAACACACUCAAAGUAGACUUCAAGUUUGACUCCAUGACUCUGGUUCUGUACAGCCCCAAUGGGACUGAGGUGCAGGUGUUGGACUCCAGGGAUGAUCAGCUGAUGCUGGCUGAGUUCACCUUGGGAACUAUCUCUACAUCUGUCCACAUGUUCUCAGACGGAUCCAUGAAGGCCUCUGUCAAACUCACAGACUGCCUGCUAGACGACAAGAGACGCAGAGUCAAGAAUAUCACUGCCAGGAUGAUGGCGAUUCGUCCGAGCUCUGAAAGAAACGUGAUGGUGGAAGUGAACUACAAUCAGGGGCGUGAAGGCACCUCUCUGGAGACGGUGGUGCAGGAUGUCUACCUCUGUGCCAGCAUGGAGUUCCUGCUCACCGUGGCCGACAUCUUCCUCAAGGCCAGCCAACAGGGUUUCUCCUCAGCCGCCCCCAAGAACAGUAGCACUAAACCCACAGUUACAGCCACCGCCGCUUCCAAGGAACCUGCUCCAGUGGCAGUCAAGUUGGAGAUGAAUGUUCUGGUGAAGAACCCAGAGAUUGUCUUUGUGGCUGACCUGACGCGUGCCGACGCCCCAGCCCUGGUCAUGACCAUGGAGUGCGAGCUGGUGAUGAAGAGCAACCCGGAUGGUCAGCUGAUGACGGCAGUGGUCAAGGACCUGAAGGUGGUGGCCUGCCCCUUCCUGAGGGAGAAGAGGAGGAACAAGGAGACCACUGUGCUGCAGCCCUGCCAGGUGUUCUUCAAGAGCACACAGUCCUCCACCUCCCCGCAGGCCAUGGAGGUCUCCAUCAAGGCACUGACACUGAAGGUGUCGCCCAUCAUCAUCAACACAGUGAUCACCAUCCAGUCGGUGCUGAGCCCGGCCGGUGCAGACAUGCCCCAGUCGGAGUUGGAGAGCCAUGUGCCCCCAGACCUGUGGGAGCGCCGGUCCUGGCGGGAUCUCAAGCUGUGGUUCCUGGAGGAGGAGGGUAAAGACGAGGAUGCCCAGUCCCUGGUCCGGCUGAUUCCCCAGGGUGAGUCCCUGCAGGUGGCCAUUUCCUCCAUCUGCCUGACCCUGGAGGCUGGGGUGGGCCACCGGACCGUCCCCAUGCUGCUGGCCAAGUCCUCCUUCCAUGGGGACGUCAAGAACUGGAGCACCCUCAUCAACCUGCACAGCCAGCUCAACCUGGAGGUUCACUACUUCAACGAGGUGAUGGGGGUGUGGGAGCCUCUGCUGGAGCCCCUAGAGGACGAGAUCAGAGACGGCUUCAGAUCCUGGACUCUGGGAUUAAAGAUGAAGAAGAAGCCAGUAAAGUACUCCGGUAUAUCAGAUGAAGUGGACUACAGCAUCCCAGACUACAAGACUAUCAUCAGCAUCAGCAGCAAGGACCAGCUCAACAUCACCCUCUCCAAGUGUGGACUGGGCAUGCUCAGUAACCUGGGCACGGCCUUUGCGGAGGCGGCCAAGCAGACAUCAGAGAGUUUCCAGGAGGACGAGGCGCCGUUCGUGGUGAAGAACCGUCUGGGUCUGACUGUGUCAGUGGUGUACAGUGAGAUGUUCUGCCCCCUGGGCCGUGAGGCCACAGAGAACCGUGUAGAGCUGCAGAACGGAGACAGUGUCAACAUGGACUACCGUCGCACCACCACCCACUCAGACCAGUUCUCUGCCAUGACCUCGCUGGUGGCCAAGGACUACUACAUACAGCCCACCCCGGCGGGCCACACUUCAGCCAGCGUGAUUCCGUUGAUCAAAGUGGGGCGUGGCAUGUACAGUGUCAUGCACAAAGUCUCUGGGGUCACCCGCUUCCUGGUCUGUCAGAUCUACUCUGUGCAGGGAAGCAAGCACAUCAAGAUCCGCUCUCCCUUCCAGAUCAUAAACCACUUUUCCAUCCCGUUCAGAGUGAUGGAGGGCUCCACGUGUCUGGGGAUGUCAUUACCUACAGAGGAGUUCUGCGUGCCUCUCGACUCCUACAGGUCAAAGUUGAGCCUGCAGCCGGUUACCGAAGGAGACAAUCAAUACGAUUCUUCCGAGGGCUUCAGCUACGAGUCAGUGAGCCAGCAGCCUGGCGUACGUGUACAGCAGACCUGUCAUCGACAUGGCAACAGCGCCAGCGUGUUAAUGGUCAACAUCGUACCUCUGAAAGACACAGUGACAUCACAACACAUGGGAGUGGCCGGGGAGCACUUUGAUGAGCCCUACAUCCUGCACCUGUGGCCCUCCGUCCUACUCCGGAACCUUCUGCCUUACCCCAUCACCUAUCACCUACAGGACAGUGAAGAGCCCGCCCUCAUCACACUGAUGGACGGCCACUCAGCAGAGCUUCACACCGCCGUCAUGGACCUGUCAAGCCUGGAACUCCGCCUCCUCAACUACCUGGGGCAGGAUUGGAAGGCCCACUAUGGUCUCCGUGGCGACCAGGACGAGAUCACCUUCAUUGUGUUCCACUCCCUGCGUGAUGAAGAGGAGGUUAGGUUAGGGGAGGGUGGAGAAAGGAAGCGGGCAGAGCUGGACAUUGCGGUGCAUGUGAAGUACGAUGCGGGCCUGACUGAGGUGGCCAUCCAUUCUCCCUACUGGAUGGUGAACAAGACGGGUCGCCUGCUGCAAUACAAGGCCGACGACAUCCACCGCAAACACGCCAUGGACUAUGACAUGCCCCUGCUCUUCUCCUUCAAGCCACGCAACUUUCUGCACAACAACAAGGUGCGGCUGAUGAUCUCGGACAGCGAGCUGUCUGAUGAUUUCUCCCUGGAUACCGUGGGUAGCUAUGGUGAAGUGAAGUGCAAGGGGAGGCUCAAAGAUUACCUGAUCGGGGUGAAGAUCGACCCCAGCAGUUUCAGCCUGACCCGUAUCGUGAGCUUUGUGCCGUACUACCUGUUGGUGAACAGGACCAAGCAUGUGAUCUGGGUGGGAGAGGAGGGCCAGGACCACUGGACCAAGGCCAGACCACACCAGGCAGCCAUCCCAUUCUGGCCCGAGAAGGACUCCAAGAAGCUCAAAAUCAAGGUAGAAGGCUGUCAGUCAACCCCUCAAACCAUGGACUUCACCAAACCAGAAAACUGCCUGUUGCUGCACCUCGACAACACUCUGGGCGGAGUCAUUGUGGACGUGAACCUAUCAGACCACUCGAUCAUUAUCCGUUUUUCGGACUACCACGAUGGAGCCGCCCCCUUCCUCAUCAUCAACCACACCCAGGAGCAGACGCUGGAGUUCUACCAGAGAUUGCGGAGAGACUCGUCAAAAUGCGUGGCAGACGAGCUGCUCGAACUCUCCUUCUCACUAGAGGAGACCCAGCGCAGCAGUCAGAAGGAGAAGGACAAGCUGAGCCCGGGGAAGGCUGUGUACUAUACCUGGGCUGAGCCCACCGGGUCACGCUCCCUGGCCUGGCAGUGUGGCAGCUACAGUGGCGAGCUGAAGAGUGAAGAGGACCUGCGGUUGGACGUGAAUGAGGAGGGUAAGCUGUACCUCAUCUCAUUCUACGAGGGCCUCCAGCGGGUGGCGCUGUUCACCGAGGACAGGCGGAUCUACAAGCUGCUGUGUGAGAGUGAGAAGGCCGAGCUGGCUGAACAGGAGAUCAUCCUCUCCCUGCAAGACGUUGGUGUCUCCCUGGUCAACAACAGCAGCCACCAGGAGGUGUCCUUCAUUGGCAUUACCAGUUCAGAUGUGGUGUGGGAGUUCAAGCCAAAGAAGAAGUCUCGCUGGAAACCCCUGAGUUUUAAAUAUGUAGCGCUGCUGGAGACCCACUUCAGAGAGUACACCGAGAGUGGAUCAGUGGACAACGCCAUCUUAGACCUGGAGAGCAACUUCCAGGUGUCUCUGACGCCAAAUAGGCAAGACAUGAGGAUGAUGAAGCCAUAUGAUGCUCCAAUCAGGAGGAACUUCCUUCCGGGGGUGAAGGUGGAGUACAGCGUAUCGGCCCGCCAGAGUGCUUACCGUGUCCAGAUCAACCGCAUACAGAUCCAGAAUCAGCUGCCUGGAGCAAUCUUUCCCUAUGUCUUCUACCCAAUAAAACUACCAAAGUCUGUCACCAUGGACUCAGAGCCCAAACCUCUGACCGACAUCAGCAUUGUUACCAGGGCAGCCGGACACUCAGAUAUCUCCCGCAUCAAGUAUUUCAUGGUGCUGAUCCAGGAGAUGGACUUGAAGUUGGACCUGGGUUUCCUCUACGCCAUCUUGGAUCUGUUCACCCCGGAGAACGCCAGCGUGAUGACAUCAGAGCAGACGGUGGAGUUGUUUGAGAAGGACAUUGAGUAUCUGAAGACUGAGCUGAACAACAUCUCAGCCGCUGACACGUCCCCUAUCAGUCUCUAUGAGUACUUCCACAUCUCUCCCAUCAAGUUGCACCUGAGUUUGUCUUUGAGUUCUGGAGGAGAGGAUGGUAAUAAGGAGAAGAGGGAGACCGAGGUCAUUCCUGUCCAAUCCCUCAAUCUGCUGCUGAAGAGCAUCGGAGCAACCCUCACUGAUGUGCAGGACGUCGUCUUCAAAUUGGCCUAUUUUGAGCUGACAUUCCAGUUUCGCACUCGUCAGCAACUACAAUGGGAGGUCAUCAGACACUACUCGAAACAGGCGAUAAAGCAGAUGUAUGUGCUGGUAUUGGGCUUGGACGUGUUGGGAAACCCCUUUGGACUGAUCCGAGGUCUGUCUGCGGGAGUGGAGGCUUUCUUCUAUGAGCCCUAUCAGGGAGCUAUCCAGGGACCAGAGGAGUUUGUGGAGGGUAUGGCGCUGGGGGUGAAGGCACUGGUUGGAGGAGCAGUGGGGGGCAUUGCGGGUGCUGCCUCCAGGAUAACAGGCGCCAUGGCGAAGGGUGUGGCUGCCAUGACGAUGGAUGAGGAAUACCAGCAGAAGAGACGAGAGGCUAUGAACAAGCAGCCCAGCGGCCUGAGAGAGGGCCUGACUCGUGGAGGCAAAGGACUGGUCUCUGGCUUCGUCAGUGGGAUCACAGGGAUCGUCACCAUGCCCAUUAGAGGUGCUCAGAAGGAGGGUGCGGCAGGCUUCUUUAAGGGUGUCGGGAAGGGGCUGGUGGGGGCUGUGGCCAGACCCACAGGAGGUAUCAUCGACAUGGCCAGCAGCACUUUCCAGGGCAUCAAGAGGGCGGCUGAGACGUCCCAGGAUGUGGAGAGUCUGCGUCCGCCUCGCUUCAUUCACGAGGACGGGGUCAUCCGACCAUAUAAGGAGAGAGAAGGCGUUGGCAGCCAGAUGCUACAGAAAAUUGAGAAUGGACAGUUCGCCAAGUACAGAUACUUUGCUCACGCCAAAGUAAACGAGUCAGAUUUCUUGAUGAUCACCAAAAGUGGAAUCUUUUUCGUGACCAAAGGCACAUUUGGGCAGCUUACCUGUGAGUGGCAGUAUCUAUUUGACGAGUUCACCAAGAACCCCAUGAUCGUGGAGGGGAGGAGGCUUCGGAUAGAGGCAAAGGAGAGAGUAAAGUCUGUGUUUCAUGCCAAAGAGUUUGGGAAGAUUAUAAACUUCAAAAGUCCAGAAAUAGCCGAGUGGGUUCUUACCAAGCUGGAGGACGCCAGGGAGAGUCUACACAAAUACUGACUGGUCACUCCAAUAGAGCCACCAACCAGCACUGAGACAAGGCAAAAGUACAACGUUGACUGAUAGUGUGUGUGUGUGUGUGUGUGUGUGUGCGCAAGGGUAGGGUGUGCCUCCGUCAGUAUACUACCUACUUACUCUCAGGUUAGACUUGCUCUUUCAUACACACAGACACACACACACACACACACACACACACACACACACACACACACACACACACACACACACACACAAACACGGACUGUCUGGACAUCUUGCAGACACACAGGCUGCACUAGCUAACACUAUCACUGCUCCGGUUGUACACAGCCAUGUGGCAGAAAUUUCUCCUUGCACUUCCUUAAGCCAGCUUGGUCUGCCAGCGGUUGUAGAAGAGGCUGCGGUGGGAGUAUUCGAAGGAAGUAAACUACUCGCGGAUGUUCUCUGUGUCGUUGGCACAGGUGAAGUGGGAGUAAACAGUCUCUCUGUCUAGGUUCUGCUCCUGGUACAUAUUCAGGAUGAACUCCCUGGUUGCUUUAGGGUCAUUAUUUGUGUGUUUCUCUAUCAGAAGGCAAGUCAUGUCAGGUUGCAGUCUGUGUGUCUGUAAAACAAUGUGUUUGUAUGUGUGUCAAUGUCACUGCUAAGAUUGUACACAAUUAUGUGCCAGAAAUGUCUCCCUUUCCUAAAUAUACAUGUUUGUUUUUUAUAUUUUCUUUGAAUAAGUAGGGUGCCUGAGGGACUUUCCUAACGGAGCUCUGUCAUCAGAUUACAAUUAGUUUGACAGUUACUGAAUGACGUGCUUGUAAAGAUAUUGUGGCCAAAUUUAGUAUCAUUGUGGGACUCAGAGCACUGUUUUUAACUGCCUUGAUGUGUAUAUGUUAAACAAUUAUUUUACUGUUGAUAUAGGAAAGGGGAAAGCAUUUUAAACUCUGAACUUUUUGUAAAAUCAGCUUGUUAGCGGAGUCCAGUCCAAGAUGCCAAUGAUUCUGUUCCAAGACUCACCCUAUUCCAUUCUAUUCUAUUCUAUUCUUCCUCUUCCUAAAUCACUAACUGUUGUUUUUCUACACAAUUCUGCAUGCAUUUUUUAUAUGUCAAUCUGCUCUACAUUAAUUUCAGUGGAGUGUGUGGGUGUGUAUACUGAGUGUACAAAACAUUAAGAACACCUGCUCUUUCCAUGACAUAGACUGACCAGGUUAAAUUUAUGAUCCCUUAUUGAUGUAACUUGUUAAAUCCACUUCAAUCAGUAUAGAUGAAGGGGAGGAGACAGGUUAAAGAAUGAUUUUUAAGCCUUGAGACAUGGAUUGUGUAUGUGUGCCAUUCAGAGGGUGAAUUGGCAAGAUAAAAGAUUUAAGUGCCUUUGAACGGGGUAUGGUAGUAGGUGCCAGGUGCACCGGUUUACGACAAGAACUGCAACGCUGUUGAGUUUUUUACACUCAACAGUUUCCUGUGUGUAUCAAGAGUGGUCCACCACCCAAAGGACAUCCAGCCAACUUGAAACAACUUUGGGAAGCAUCCCUGCGGAACGCUUUUAACACCUUGUAGAGUCUAUGCACCAACGAAUUGAGGCAAUUGAGGGGAGGGGGGAGGGGGCAUAAUGGAGUGGCAGCAGUGUUGGAUUGUCUGGAAACCUACAUGUUAGUCAUUUAGCAGGCACUCUUAUCCAGAGCGACUUACAGUUAUUGCAUUCAAGAUAGCUAGCUGGGACAACCACAUCGCAGGCAUAGAAAGUACAUUUGUCCUCAAUAAUGUAGCUAUCAGUAGAGUCACAGCUAGGAGGGGUCAAGUGCUGGUUACUUUUUCUGCGCAUGUUGGAAUUUUUUACGUAGCUGCUGUCCACUCCGCAUGUUCCAACUACUGCAUUCCAUCCCUCAGUAGGCUAUUAAGCAUAAGCAUGGUUUCAUGGUAUUUUAUCAGGAGGGGGGUUAGGCUACAUGUAGCUAUUUACAUGUUGUAGCCUACACAAAAGACAUGAUCAACAUGCUCAUACAAACUUGUUUUCUAGUUUUUUUUAACUUUUCACCCCCUUCGUCCCAUCGCUGCAACUCCCCUACGGACUCGGAAGAGGCGAAGGUCGAGAGCCAUGUGUCCGCCGAAACACGACCCUGCCAAGCCGCACUGCUUCUUGACACACUGCUCGCUUAACUAGGAAGCCAGCCGCACCAAUGUGUCGGAGUAAACACCGCCAAGUGGCAACUGUGUCAUCGUGCAUGCACCCGGCCCGCCGCAGGAGUUGCUAGAGUGCGAUGGGACAAGGACAUGCCGGCCAGACCCUCCCCUAACCCGGACAAUUGUGCGCCGCCUCAUGGUUCUCCCGGUAGGCUGUGACACAGCCCGGGAUCAAACCCGAAUCUGUAGUGACACCUCUAGCACUGAUCUGCGUCAGAAAUAGGAAUGACUUCUAUUUUAGCCCUUGGCAAUGCAGACACUCGUUGGUGCACGCGAGCAGUGUGGGUACAAUAAUUGAAUAACAUGGAUUUCUAAAUAUAUUUUGCGAUGCUCGCGCACACGACGUGUCCCCAAUUGACAAAUGAAGUGGGGAGUUUACAUGCAGCUAUCAAGGCAAAUAAAAUAAAAUGUUAUUGGUCACAUACACAUAUACACAUAUUGUGGGUGUAGCGAAAGGCUUGUGUUCCUAGCUCCAACGCAAAAAUGCUUAGGAGCUAGAAGCAGAGCUGCCAUGUGUAUCAGCGCCAUAUCAAACACAAGCAAGACACUCAGUCUUAUUGGCGAUUUAAUGUUAUUUUUUUAAUCAGAAUUGCAAACAUUGGCUAAGCAGGAGUCAGACAGGCAGUCAAAGUAGUAGUUAUUUGUCAGCAACUGGGUUUGCUGUGCAGGGUUUUCCAUACUCGGUGCACGUUUUGGUUUUUGCCCUAAUGUAACGGAUGUGAAAUGUGGAGAGAUGGGUAACGAUGCUUCGUGGGUGUCAGUUGUUGAUGUGUGCAGAGGGUCCCUGGUUCGCGCCCGGGUCGGGUCGGGGCGAGUUGACGGUCGUAAAGUUAAACUGUUACACUAACACUACACAGCUGAUUCAAAUAAUCAACUAAUCAUCAAGCUUUGAUCAUUUGAAUCAGCUCUGUAGUCCUGAGGACUGAGUUUGGAAGGUGCUGGCGCUAGUGGCUACGAUAUGGCAGCAACCACACCACCAAAACGCAGAUCGUUUUUUGCUCCAAUGUGUAGGGACUGCGUCCUGCUUGUGUGACUGCAUUAUCCAUUACAACAGAUGGAGAAGGUUGUAGCCUUCAUAAUGGCUUUGAAUGUUUGUUCAAAUCGCUGAAGGGUUUUCAUUGCAGCUGUUCAGGAAUAUCCGGCUACAUCAUGGUUCAGAAGACGGUGUGUAAAGUGAGGGAGGUGGAGUGUGAGCAGCAGCUACGUAGAAAAAAUGUGUGCGUAAAAUAACACAUGCACAGAAUGUGAUCUGUAGCUUUUGAGAAAUAGGUUUCCAGAGGGGUGGGGGCAGAAACUCUGGAUUCGCAGCCAGGUCCUUUAAAAUCUAUGGGUGGGCUUGUGUCUCCUCAUUGGCAAUUUUCAUGUUUUUAUGCAGCAGGUAUGCAAUGCCAUUAACGACGGAGCGAUUUUAAAAUAUAUAUACAGUACCAGUCAAAAGUUUGGACACACAAAACUUUUUUACUAUUUUCUACAUUGUAUAAUAAUAGUGAAGACAUCAAAACUUUGAAAUAAUACAUAUGGAAUCAUGUAGUAAACACUAAAUUGUUAAACAAAUCAAAAUAUAUUUUAUAUUUCAUAUUCUUCAAAGUAGACAAUCUUUGCACACACUUGGCAUUCUCUCAACCAGCUUCAUGAGGUAAUCACCUGAAAUGCAUUUAAAUUAACAGAUGUGUCUUUUUAAUUUGUGGAAUUAAUGCGUUUGAGCCAAUCAGUUGUGUUGUGACAAGGUAGGGGUGGUAUACAGAAGAUAACCCUAUUUGGUAAAAGAUCAAGUCUUUAUGGCAAGAACAGCUCAAAUAAGCAGAGAGGAACCACAGUCCAUCAUUACUUUAAGACAUGAAUGCCAGUCAUUGCGGAACAUUUCAAGAACUUUGAACAGUUCUUCAAGUGCAGUCGCAAAAAAAAAGCACUAUGAUUAAACUGGCUCUCAUGAGGACCGCCACAGGAAAGGAAGACCCAGAGUUACCUCUGCUGCAGAGGAUACGUUUAUUAGAGUUACCAGCCUCCAGAAAUUGCAUCCCAAAUAAAUGCUUCAGAGUUCAAGUAGCAGACACAUCUCAACAUCAACUGUUCAGAGAAGACUGUGUGAAUCAGGCCUUCAUGGUCAAAUUGCUGCAAAGAAACCACUACUAAAGGACACCAAUAAGAAGAAACUUGCUUGGGCCAAGAAACACGAGCAAUGGACGUUAGACCGGUGGAAAAUGUGACAUUUUUGGUUACAACCGCCAUGCCUUAGUGAGACGCAGACAAGGUGAACGGAUGAUCUCCGCAUGUGUUUCCCAAUGUGAAGCAUGGAGGAGGUGUGAUGGUGUGGGGGUACUGUGCUGGUGACACUGUGAUUUAUUUAGAAUAAAAUAUAUUUGGGUUUAACACUUUUUUGGUUACUACAUGAUACAUAUGUGUUAUUUCAUAGUUUUGAUGGCUUCACUAUUAUUCUAUUUUUUUUAUUUUAUUUAAUCGCCUUUAUUUAACCAGGUAAGCUAGUUGAGAACAAGUUCUCAUUUAGAACUGCGACCUGACCAAGAUAAAGCAUAGCAAUUCGACACAUACAACACAGUUACACAUGGAAUAAACAAACAUAGUCAAUAAUACAGUAGAAACAAUUAAAAUCUAUAUACAGUGAGUGCAAAUGAGGUAAGAUAAGUGGGGUAAGGCAAUAAAUAGCCCAUGGUGGCAAAGUAAUUACAAUAUCGCAAUUAGAUACUGGAAUGGUAGAUGUGCAGAAGAUGAAUGUGCAAGUACAGAUACUGGGGUGCAAAGGAGCAAGAUAAAUACAUACAGUAUGGGGAUGAAGUAGUUGGAUGGGCUGUUUACAGAUGGGCUAUGUACAGGUGCAGUGAUCUGUGAGCUGCUCUGACAGCUGGUGCUUAAAGCUAGUGAGGGAGAUAUGGGUCUCCAGCUUCAGUAAUUUUUGCAGUUCGUUCCAGUCAUUGGCAGCAGAGAACUAGAAGGAAAGGCGACCAAAGUAGGAAUUGGCUUUGGGGGUGACCAGUGAGAUAUACCUGCCAGAGCGCGUGCUAAGGUUGGUGUUGCUAUGGUGACCAGUGAGCUGAGAUAAGGCGGGGCUUUACCUAGCAGAGACUUGUAGAUGACUUGGAGCCAGUGGGUUUGGCGACGAGUAUGAAGCGAUGGCCAGCCAACGAGAGCGUACAGGUCGCAAUGGUGGGUAAUAUAUGGGGCUUUGGUGACAAAACGGAUGGCACUGUGAUAGACUGCAUCCAAUUUGUUGAGUAGAGUGUUGGAGGCUAUUUUAUAGAUGACAUCGCCGAAGUCGAGGAUCGGUAGGAUGGUCAGUUUUACGAGGGUAUGUUUGGCAGCAUGAGUGAAGGAUGCUAUGUAGAAAAUUGUAAAAAAAAUAAACCCUUGAAUGAGUAGGUGUGUUCAAACUUUUGACUGGUACUAUAUAUAUAUAUAUAUAUAUACACACACAUAUAUUUAUAUACACACAGUAUAUAUUUUAAGAAACGCUAAAUUGUUUGCUGCUACCUUUAUACUUAAAAGAAAGGGUUGCUUUUGAUGUGGGGGUCACUGUAAUCCAUGUAAUUCAAGAAUGUAUCUGUUUUGUCAGCAAGUGGUCUCAUUAUGAGUCGGUAUAUAUUCUCUGGUGCAGAUUAAAUUAUUCUGCCAUUAUCAGAAAAAGGAAGGGUCUGUGUUUGGUAUUGGCUCUUUUUGUCAUGAUAGGAUCUUCAAAGACAUACAUUAGAAAGCACAUAAAGUUCCUGUAUAAAAAGUCUACACCCCCUUGAACUUUUUUCACAUUUUGUUGCAUUAAAAAGUGGUAUUAAAAUUGA